This is a messenger RNA of Paramormyrops kingsleyae, 1011 nucleotides long. RefSeq names its product H1.0 linker histone (gene h1-0). Gene Ontology annotation, molecular function: structural constituent of chromatin; double-stranded DNA binding; nucleosomal DNA binding. The record is from RefSeq and is a predicted model, not a curated record. Lineage: Eukaryota; Metazoa; Chordata; Actinopteri; Osteoglossiformes; Mormyridae. Gene Ontology annotation, cellular component: nucleus; nucleosome. Gene Ontology annotation, biological process: nucleosome assembly; chromosome condensation; negative regulation of DNA recombination.
GAGUAGCUGGGAGAAUGAAAUAUAUUUAUACGGUGGCAUUUGGUCCUUGUUCAUGUGUUUUCACUUACUUUUCACUUGGAAACCAAUAUUAACUUAAUUAAAAUACCCACUGAAAAGACGUCUUUAUAAGAAAAAUCGACGCUUCUUCCAGAUAUAUCUGACCUGGACUAUUUGUGACAGACUUGCAGGAGAGAAAUCGGGAGUUAUUUCAAAGGUGCAAAGACUUAAGAUAUUUGCUGUGAUUAAUUAAAAAACCCCGGGAUCACCAUGGCAGAGACGGCAGCAGCACCAGCCCAGAAGGCAAGGAAAACUAAAUCCCAGAAGAAAUCAGCAUCUCACCCCAAAUACUCGGAAAUGAUCAAAUCUGCUAUCCACGCCGACAAAAGUCGCGGAGGUGCGUCUAGACAGUCUAUUCAGAAGUACAUAAAAAGCCACUACAAGGUAAGCGACAACGCGGACUCUCAGAUCAAACUGUCACUUAAGAGGCUUGUGGCCACUGGGAUCCUGCGCCACACCAAGGGCAUCGGGGCUUCGGGCUCAUUUAAACUGGCCAAAGCCGAAGAUCUGAAGAAGGCAGCCAAGCCCGAACCGGUGGAAAAAGCCAAGAAGAAAGUGAUCAAAGCCGCGAAGCCCAAGAAGGUGGCCAAACCCAAAAAGGUGGCUAAAUCCCCGGCGAAAGCCAAGAAACCCAAAGCCGCGGAGAAGAAAGUGAAGAAGACGCCGGCGAAGAAGAAAGCGGCGGCCAAGCCGAAGAAACCCGUGAAGAAAGCCAAGGUCUCCAAAGCGGCCAAGGCCAGCAAGCCAAAGAAAGUGAGAAGUGCAAAACCAAAAGCCAAGACCACCGCCAAAAAAGUCACGAAAAAGAAGUAAAGGGACAUUCACAAACAAAUGACUCUAUUAUCUACAGAAACACAAUGACUGUAAAUACUUUGGAAGACAACCUUUUCUUAAAUGUUAUUUUUGUAUCGUUUCACGCGGAAUUAUCGAACCUUUCCUAACUCAUCUACACAU